Cyanidioschyzon merolae strain 10D is the source of this 312-nucleotide messenger RNA. Its product is annotated as similar to dual-specificity protein phosphatase. The transcript has a single exon. Bases 1 to 312 code for a protein of 103 amino acids. Lineage: Eukaryota; Rhodophyta; Bangiophyceae; Cyanidiales; Cyanidiaceae. The record is from RefSeq and is a predicted model, not a curated record.
AUGGGUCUGUACUACUGCAAACGCUGCGGUGAAGUGCUCUUCAGCGCCAAGGACCUCGUGGGGCACAGCAACGGUCGUGACCAGCAGAGCGGAACGUGCACAUCGCUUUUUACAGAGCCCUUGGACUGGGUCGAUGCGGUCGGAAGAAAUCAAGGUCGCAUCUACUGUCAGCGGUGUACGUUUUGCGUUGGCCGUUUCUGCUGGAGCGGCAUGCCCUGCUCGUGUGGUGAAUGGGUUCGGCCGGCUUUCCAGUUCCAUUCUGCUCGCAUCGAAGUACGUGGUGUGGUCAAGCUGGUUCCGAAGCAGCACUAA